AGGCCAACUAUAUCACCCAACAAGGACUAGGGGGCGCCAUGUACUGGGAACUUUCGGGGGACAAGCAGAUUCCUGGCGAAUCCCUAAUAGAAGCCAUGGCGAGAACUCUCGGUGGAGGGCUUCAAUACGAGGAGAACGAGUUGAAUUAUCCAGGGAGCAAGUAUGCGAACCUUGCACAAGGCCGGAUCUAAGAGAGCCAAAAACCAGGAUGCGCUUCGUGCUAGCGGGGGAAUCGCUUAUAGACACAUGCCUGACGACUGCGUUGCUAUGCCUCGAGAAUUCACACUGCGCAGCAGUUCUCGAUGCGGACCUUUGCCAAGUGUAUGCGUUGCCGGACCGGCUUGGUCGUCGUCGGCCUGCUCCCUCCGUAUGCGGGUAAUCUCGGCUUGGAUGGCCUUAAGCGUCUGCUGGGUGAACAUUCCACAAGGUCGAUCCAACUCUGCGCCGAUCACAAGCUCGGGUCAAUUUUGUCGUCCUGAGCGUUCUGUGCGUUCUGUGCGUUCUGUGCGUUCUGUUGAUGCUGCUGCUGCUGUUGUUGAAGUUCGGCGAGGUCCCGCUCGCUUUAAUCGAGACGGGCCUGGGUCUCAGCCAGGGUUUGAGCGAGGUACAACUGGGUCUGAGCCAUUGCCUCAUCCCUCGCAAGGCAACCCUUGAACCAAUCGGAAAGAUCUCCAGCGCUGGCCUGGAGGGCUCAGUGUUCUUUGAUGA
Molecule: messenger RNA, 708 nt
Organism: Filobasidium floriforme
Lineage: Eukaryota; Fungi; Basidiomycota; Tremellomycetes; Filobasidiales; Filobasidiaceae
Exons: 3
Coding region: 163-654 (163 amino acids)
Source: RefSeq, a predicted model, not a curated record